AUGAGCCAACAGCACAACUCGAAUAACACGACCACGGGCAGCAGCCCUGGGAAUCCCACGGCCCAGAAGCCAGACUGGUCAGCAAGCCAGUAUCUCAAGUUUGGAAACGAGCGCACGCGCGCGGUACGAGAGCUGGUCGCGCAGAUCCCACUGCCCAAGGCCGACCGCAUCAUCGACGUGGGCUGCGGCCCAGGCAACUCAACCGAAGUCCUGGCAGCGCGGUUUCCAGGCGCGACCAUCACAGGCAUGGACUCAUCCCCGGACAUGCUAGCCAAGGCGCGAGAGGCCAUGCCGGGCGUCGAGUUCGUCGAGGGCGACCUGCGGACGUACUCGCCCGAGCCCGGCGCGGACCUCAUCCUCGGCAACGCCGUGUUCCACUGGCUGCGCGCCGAGGACCGCAUCCCCACCAUCCUGCGCCUCCUGCGGGCCCAGCGGCCGGGCGGCGUGCUCGCCCUCCAGAUGCCGGACAACUACGAGGAGCCAACGCACCGCGCGAUGCGGGAGACGGCGCUGCUCGACGGCCCCUGGUUCGAGCACUUCCAGGCGCUGCCCGCGGCCCAGCGCCCGGACUUUGACCCCGUCGAGGCGCCGGCCGACUACUACAACGCGCUGAUCCCGUUCUGCGAGAGGGUCGACAUCUGGCACGCGCUGUACCAGCACCCGCUCGACUCGCCCGCCUCCAUCGUCGAGUGGGUCAAGGGCAGCGGGCUGCAGCCCUUCCUCAACGCCCUGCCGGACCGGGAGGUGAAGGAGAGCUACCUUGAGGCCUAUGAGAGGAGGAUCGCGGAGCUGUACCCCAGGCUGGCCGACGGCAAGGUCCUUUUACGGUACCCGAGGCUGUUUGUGGUUGCGACGCGGAAGUGA
Messenger RNA from Diaporthe batatas, 864 nucleotides. RefSeq lists its product as uncharacterized. Gene Ontology annotation, molecular function: trans-aconitate 2-methyltransferase activity. Bases 1 to 864 code for a protein of 287 amino acids. Lineage: Eukaryota; Fungi; Ascomycota; Sordariomycetes; Diaporthales; Diaporthaceae. The transcript has a single exon. The record is from RefSeq and is a predicted model, not a curated record.